Messenger RNA from Beauveria bassiana ARSEF 2860, 327 nucleotides. Its product is annotated as ubiquitin-related modifier protein. Gene Ontology annotation, biological process: tRNA thio-modification; protein urmylation. The record is from RefSeq and is a predicted model, not a curated record. Gene Ontology annotation, molecular function: protein tag activity. Lineage: Eukaryota; Fungi; Ascomycota; Sordariomycetes; Hypocreales; Cordycipitaceae. Bases 1 to 327 code for a protein of 108 amino acids. The transcript is spliced from 3 exons. Gene Ontology annotation, cellular component: cytoplasm; nucleus.
AUGGCUGCUUCUACAGAGCAACUAUCCUUGGCGGUCGAGUUCUCGGGCGGACUAGAGAUGCUGUUCUCAGACCAAAGACUGCAUUCGCUAGCUCUGCCAGCUCAGGACACGGAGGGAAAGCCCACCACUCUCGCGUAUUUGAUCAACCACCUCUGCCAGAACGUCAUGAAUGACACCAGAAGUGAGCUCUUCAUCUUGGACGGCCAUCUACGACCGGGCAUCUUGGUCCUCAUCAAUGAUGCAGACUGGGAGCUCGAGGGCGAGGAGACGUAUGAGCUGAAGAGUGGCGAUAACAUCUUGUUUGUCUCGACGCUCCACGGUGGGUAG